GCUCCUUACCAUUUUUAAGUUUUCCCUAUAAAUUUUGAAGCGGUUCUUUUUAACUGAAACAGCAAAAAUGUUGGCUCUGAUACUCGGUUCGCUUCUUCUUCUUCUUCUUUUGCUGUCUGCUCUCAUCUUCAAAUUCGCUAUUGCUGAUGGAGAUUUCACGUUAACCUCAAAGGGGCAUGUGAAGCGCGAAGAAAUUGAGGAUAAGGUUGUUUGGAUUACUGGAGCGAGCAGAGGAAUUGGUAAGAUUCUAGCUAAACAAUUAGCUGGUUUUGGUGCAAAGCUCAUUAUUUCUGCACGGAAUGAAGCUGAAUUAGAGAAAGUUAGGGAGCAGCUUAAUGGUAAACACGCACCUAAAGAUGUAAAGAUUUUGCCCCUUGAUUUGACUUCUGGGGAGACUUCUCUCAAAGAAACUGUAGAGAGAGCAGUGUCCUUUUUUCCUGAUGCUGGUAUUGAUUAUAUGAUCCAUAAUGCAGCUUAUGAACGACCUAAAACAACGGCAUUGGAUGUGACGGAGGAAGAUCUUAAGGCUACAUUUGAUGUCAAUGUUUUGGGGACCAUAUCUCUUACACGGCUGUUGGCACCUUAUAUGCUGAAGCAGGGAAGAGGUCAUUUUGUUGUGAUGAGCAGCGCUGCAGGAAAGACACCUGCACCAGGUCAGGCUGCAUACUCUGCUUCUAAACAUGCUUUGAAUGGGUACUUCCAUACUCUGCGUUCUGAGCUCUGUCAGAAGGGUAUAAAGGUUACUGUUGUUUGUCCUGGACCCGUUGAUACCUCAGAUGGUUCUGGAGCAACAACAUUAGAAAUGAAGGUUUCUUCUGAGAAGCGUGUAUCAUCAGAAAGGUGUGCAGAAUUGACAAUCGUUGCUGCCUCCCACAGUUUAAAAGAAGUUUGGAUAUCAUAUCAGCCUGUACUAGCUGUAAUGUAUCUGGUGCAGUACAUGCCAACCAUCGGCUACUGGCUUAUGGACAAGGUACCUACUUUUUCCCCGAUCCUUCCAUUAAAAUUUGUUUUCUCUUCGAUAUUUCUUGCUGAUUUUUGUUCUCGUGUCCAUGAAAUAUGUUCUACUUCUAU
This is a messenger RNA of Carica papaya (papaya), 1071 nucleotides long. The record is from RefSeq and is a predicted model, not a curated record. Lineage: Eukaryota; Viridiplantae; Streptophyta; Magnoliopsida; Brassicales; Caricaceae.